Didymodactylos carnosus is the source of this 1248-nucleotide messenger RNA. NCBI's taxonomy places the organism in Eukaryota, Metazoa, Rotifera, Eurotatoria, Philodinida, Philodinidae. The record is from the annotation of a GenBank genome assembly.
AUGAAUAAUCGUCCAUGGAACAUUGAAGCAAAUGAACAAGAAUUUGUUAAUGAAUUGUCUAUGAUACUUCAAGAUUUUGCGUAUGAAGCAUUAACUACAAAACCACAAGAUAUAAAUCGUUUUGCAAUAACUCAUUUUCAUAAUAGAAUAAAACAUAAGUCUACUGGACAGGGGGCAACUCUCCAUUCUGACAUCAUAGCCAAUCGUUUAGCUCCACAGAUUACGAAUAGCAUUGAGAAAAACAUUCUAAAACAGUCAAUAAAAGAAAAUAAUUCGCCCGUUGAUGAUAAACAAUUGUUACCAUUUCCUGUUGAUCUUCAUUCUGCAUCUUCCACUCUCACACGUUCGAUUUCUCAUAAUCGUCGUCAAUCGAUACGAUCUGAAUCAAUUGAUCCUGAAUUGACUGCUAAAUCAUUUACACCCACACACACAAAAAAUCAAAAUGAUCGACAGUUAUUAAUAAAUUAUAUGAAAAAUAUUGUGAUAUUACAAGAUUUAAAUGAUGAAGAAGUUGAUAAAGUAUUAGAUUUAUUUGAAGAAAUUCAUACUCAACAAGGUGAAAUUAUUAUUAAUUAUGGUGAUGAUAGUGAUUAUUUAUUUAUUGUAAAAGAAGGUCAAUUUGAAGCAUUGGAUAUCGAUAAAAGAAAUUGGCAAGUAAAAGAAGUUGCUAAAUAUGAAAUGGGUGAUCAUUUUUGUGAAUUAGCAUUAUUAUAUAAUCAAAAACAGUCAACAACUAUUCGUUCACUAAAUGAUGGUCUUCUUUGGAAAAUAAAACGAAUUGAUUAUCGAAAUGUUAUCGUUAAUUUGGCUCAUCAACGACGUUGUCGUUAUAUAGAAUUUUUAAAAACUGUACCCAUUUUGUAUGAACUAAACGAUACUGAACGAAUGAAUAUAGUCGAUUCACUCAAAUUAAUUUAUUAUAAUGCUGGAGAAAUUAUUAUUAAACAAGGUGAUAAAGCUGAUUGUAUGUAUUUUAUUGAGAAUGGAAAUGUAAGAAUUGAAAUACAACAAAAUGGGAUGAAACAAUCGAUGAAAGAUCUUGGACCGGGAAAAUAUUUUGGUGAAAUGGCAUUAAUAGCUGAUCAACCGCGAACAACAUCGGCUGUAGCAAUAGAUAAAACAAGAUUAGCACAAUUGUCAAGACAUGCAUUUGAACGAUUAUUAGGAACAUGUUUAGAUAUUAUGAAACGAAAUGCGACUACAUAUAAAACAUUUAAAGAACAAGUUAAAACAUACAUUCAAACAUAA